AUGGAGCAAGGCAUUCAACAUGCCCAUUAUGAACUGGAGCGCAGUGAGUUAAAUCUCCACUUUACGGGCUCAGGGUGUAUUGUCCUCGUCGAUGGAACGGCAUCCGUCUACGGCGCACCUCUUAAGCGGAACGUGCGUUAUAAUUUUCCUCGGUGUGGCAUACCCGUGGCGUCUCCACUGACUUGUCGAUUGCAUGUGGAAGGGGAAUUCACAGCCACAGUUGAUUUUCUUAACUCUGCAGUUGACGAUAUACACGCUGUGUUGGAUCUUGCACGGACUGAAGCCACUAUGAGCAAUGAUGCGUCCCGCGACUCCCACGAUGAAGCCCCACGAGGACCCCGUGCUCUCAUCAUUGGGGGUCAAAAUACCGGUAAAAGUAGUCUUUGUCGAGCUCUUGCGAACUUGGCAACCUGCGAUAAAAAAUAUGGGGUUGCUCUGGUGGAUGCAGAUGUCGGCCAGCAGGGCAUCGCUUGUCCUGGGAGUAUUGCCACUGCAUUUAUCGAAAAUUACAUACCCGUAGAUGAUGGAUUCAACACAAUGAUGCCCUUAACCUUUUUCUUUGGAGAUAAAAUUGUUAAUGCAUCUUCCCGAAAACGUUAUUUGGACAUAUGUGCCUUUGCCGCGCAGGCCAUUGAUUCAGUCUGUAUGUCGAAACCUCAGUACGCAACAGGUGGAGUCAUAGUGAAUACAAUGGGUUGGACGACAGGCAUUGGGCGAGACGUCCUAUUCGAACUGGUUUCGGUGUUCUCCAUCACACAUGUGGUCGUGUGCGGUUUUGAGGAGGAUCUCGCGGAGGAAGUACGAAAGACUGCCGUGGGCCGUAGCAUUACACUCCUCAGGUAUCCAAAGCAGCCGCACAUAUUUGAGCGCGGGCCAUCAGAACUCAGUGAAUCACGCACGAAGCAGUUGGUAACGUAUUUUAAAGGCACACUAAGAACGCCCUUGUCACCCUACCGCGGUGUUGCCUUUGUAAAGGACGUGCAGUUUGUGAAUGCGUUGACCCUGGAGGUGCUUUCUUGGCAAGAGGUGGCGCCGUUGAGUUUGGUUGCUGUUUCAUGGUCCGAUUCUCUUGAGUCUGUGGAUGAGGCUAACAUUGCUGGUUUUAUAGUCCCACUAGAGAUUGGAAGGAAGUUUUUUUCAUUUCUUUCUCCUGCGUCUGGAAGUCUUCCAAAGCCAUUCUUGUUAGUAUCACCCACCAUUAAACUUCCAUCGUCGAAGGUACCGCCGUUCAGUGCCUCUUGA
Molecule: messenger RNA, 1242 nt
Organism: Trypanosoma rangeli
Lineage: Eukaryota; Euglenozoa; Kinetoplastea; Trypanosomatida; Trypanosomatidae
Product: putative pre-mRNA cleavage complex II Clp1 protein
Exons: 1
Coding region: 1-1242 (413 amino acids)
Biological process (GO): tRNA splicing, via endonucleolytic cleavage and ligation
Cellular component (GO): nucleus
Molecular function (GO): polynucleotide 5'-hydroxyl-kinase activity
Source: RefSeq, a predicted model, not a curated record